AUGGAAGAAGAACAAUACCCUCUAGUUGAAGAAGAGCUAUGCAAGUUUCAUUCAAUUUCAGAUAUUCCUUUAUUUCUUUGCACAUUAUCAGUUAACUCUACAGAAUUUCUUGUUUACAACGUAGAAAAUAAUAAAAUCUGCGCAAGAAUUCAAAAUCCUGUGCCUUAUAAACUCCAAAUUAGGGGAGCUUCUUGUCUAAUCAAUGGUUCUCAGCUGUUUUGGCUUGGAGGGGCUUCUCAAAAUGGCGAUAUUGUUGGAGCGUGUCUUCUUAUAGAUAUAAAAGAGCAAUCAAUUGAAAUAUUGAGUUCUGGAAAGCCGAGACUUUUGAUUACCCCUGUUUUUCUCGAAAACUUUGUUUAUGAUUUGGGGGCUCUAAAGGCAAUCAUGAAAAACAAGCAAGUAGUGAUAAGUUUAAUUUAA
This is a messenger RNA of Blepharisma stoltei, 420 nucleotides long. The record is from the annotation of a GenBank genome assembly. Lineage: Eukaryota; Ciliophora; Heterotrichea; Heterotrichida; Blepharismidae.